Messenger RNA from Alternaria ventricosa, 699 nucleotides. RefSeq lists its product as uncharacterized. Lineage: Eukaryota; Fungi; Ascomycota; Dothideomycetes; Pleosporales; Pleosporaceae. The coding region runs from base 1 to 699 and encodes 232 amino acids. The transcript has a single exon. The record is from RefSeq and is a predicted model, not a curated record.
AUGGCCGCGGCCGCAACAUUCGCUUCAGCGCAAACCACGUCUUCCUCAUCAUCAAUGGUCACCAGCGGAGCCAGCACACCAACCAACCAAGGCCCCAUGCCCGCCCCCUCACCAACCGUCGUCGCGCCCGCCGGCUCCCUCCCCCUCGGCGCCGAAUGCAACCCCUUCGUCACCCCCAGCCAGUGCGCAAACGGCGUCCAAUGCUGGGCCAGCAACGCCAUGCUGAUCGCCCAAUGCGGAAACUUCAACGCCGAAUGCGACAGCGACGCGCAGUGCGCCUACAACAUCUGCAGCGGCGGCCUUUGCAGAGGAUUCAAGCCAUCCAGCGAGUUCCCCGUUAAGCCGUCGACUGCGAUGAGCCCCAUUCCUGCUGCCAGUACGGUUUAUGCUAGUUCCAUGGCUCCUGUGCCUUCUGGUUCUAUGGCGCCUAUGCCUUCUGGUGCUGUGCCUCCUAUGCCUCCUAGCUCGAUGGUAGCUAUGCCCUCAGGAACGAUGGAACAUAUGCCAUCUGGUAUUGUGCCCCCGCACAUGAUCAACGGUACUAUGACCAUGGUGCCCACUGGAACUGGUGCUAUGCCCACUGGACCCGCAAACGCGACUUCAACUGGCGCUCCUCAGUUUACUGGUGCUGCUGCCGUUGACAACGUUGCUGGCGGUGUUAUGGCUGUUGUCUUUGGUGCCGUUGCUUGGGCUUUGUAG